This is a messenger RNA of Chrysochloris asiatica (Cape golden mole), 279 nucleotides long. RefSeq names its product small integral membrane protein 12 (gene SMIM12). NCBI's taxonomy places the organism in Eukaryota, Metazoa, Chordata, Mammalia, Afrosoricida, Chrysochloridae. The coding region runs from base 1 to 279 and encodes 92 amino acids. The transcript has a single exon. The record is from RefSeq and is a predicted model, not a curated record.
AUGUGGCCUGUGCUUUGGACCGUGGUGCGUACCUAUGCUCCUUAUGUCACGUUUCCGGUGGCCUUUGUGGUCGGUGCUGUGGGCUACCACCUGGAAUGGUUUAUCCGCGGGAAGGCUCCCCAGCCUGUGGAGGAGGAGAAGAGCAUCUCAGAGCGCCGAGAAGACCGGAAACUGGAUGAGCUGUUAGGCAAGGACCAUACCCAGGUGGUGAGCCUUAAGGACAAGCUGGAAUUUGCGCCGAAAGCUGUCUUGAACAGAAACCGCCCAGAGAAGAAUUAA